Amphiprion ocellaris (clown anemonefish) is the source of this 6730-nucleotide messenger RNA. Its product is annotated as zinc finger protein Aiolos-like. Lineage: Eukaryota; Metazoa; Chordata; Actinopteri; Pomacentridae. The coding region runs from base 367 to 1890 and encodes 507 amino acids. Gene Ontology annotation, biological process: regulation of transcription by RNA polymerase II. The record is from RefSeq and is a predicted model, not a curated record. The transcript has 10 exons. Gene Ontology annotation, molecular function: RNA polymerase II cis-regulatory region sequence-specific DNA binding; DNA-binding transcription factor activity.
GUAUCAGUCUGUGCCGGUCAUUGGAUCUGAAAUGAGCACAUUUUAAAGCAGGAAAAACCGAUGAGAUCAACUGUGCUGGACACGGAGGGUCAUACAAAGCACAAAACAAAGAGAUGCCGAUUAUGACUGUCAGUUAACCAGGCAGGCUACGGCUCACUAGCAUCGACGUUAGCUCGAAGCUGGCAGUUUGUACAGACUGGGGAUGGCCACGAAGCUGAAUGGAAGAGAGGAGCGGAUUCCACGUAAGGACGUUGUUUGGCGUCGGACACCUGCGACGGACUGGAGAGAAAGUCCAGCGGUGGAGUGUGGAAUCUCCGGCUGCCAGAUCAGUUCUCCUCUGGGUGCUGAGCAGAGCUUUUUUUCAUCAUGAACACAGACAAACAUCCAGAAUUUGCAUCCUCAGAGGGAGACGGGACGGAGUGUCUGAAUGCUUGUGCUGAUGUUGCAGACAUGAAGCCAAAGGAGGAGGAAAAAGAGAAGGAGGAUAACUCAUUCAGUGAGAAUGGAAUUCAGUGUGCUGAAGGUGUCACAGAUCCACGUGUGAUGAAAACCGAAGCAGAGGAGGUGGAAGAACGUGAGAUGGUUCCCAAAGAGGAAGCAAAGGGAGGCAGCGAGGAUGGCAUGGAGGAGGGAUUCGACGAGGAGAGGAUGGAGGACGACAACGAUGAUGGGGAUGAAGAGGGAGAAACCCUGAACGAGCCGCAGGACCUGUCGCUGGUGGACUACUCUCGUUAUGACAGCGCUGCCCUGACAGACGCCCACACAGCAGCGACGGAGGCCCCUCGCAUCCAGACACCAGGCAAACUCAACUGUGACAUCUGUGGCCUGUCCUGCAUCAGCAUUAACGUACUGCUAGUGCACAAGCGCAGCCACACGGGUGAGAGGCCAUUCCACUGCAGUCAGUGCGGGGCCUCCUUUACCCAGAAGGGAAACCUGCUUCGCCACAUCAAACUGCACUCCGGGGAGAAGCCUUUCAAAUGCCCGAUGUGUAGCUAUGCCUGCCGCCGACGCGACGCUCUGAGCGGGCACCUGCGCACCCAUUCUGUGGAGAAGCCCUUCAAGUGCAACUAUUGCAGCCGCAGCUACAAGCAGCGCAGCUCACUCGAAGAGCACCGAGAGAGAUGCCAUGUGUACAUUCAGAGCAAAGGUCCCACCGACAGAGAGGACAGCCACAUAACCACGGCUCAGAUGGGCACCGAGCGGGCGCUGCUGCUCAACCGGCUCGCCAGCAACGUCGCCAAACGAAAGAGUUCAAUGCCGCAGAAGUUCACCGGCGACAACGGCAUCUGCCUGGAUCUGAGCUUCAACAGGGAGCAGGUCCACCCGGCUGAUGUCAAGGAGCCUCCGCCGACGGGCUCCCCGGGGCCCGACGCCCACCACCAGCAGCAGCCCAUCCUCACAAAUGGCGACCCGCCUCCCUCCCAACGGUCCUACCCGAUCCCGUUAAGCCACAGCCCCAUGAGCCUCACCAACGGCCACAAGAUGGGCAUGCCACUCCUGGGUCUCCCCCCCGCCACCCAACCCCCCCUCAGCAUGGACUCCUUUCACGCCGACGGCUCUCAGAUGCCCGUCAUGUACAGCUUAGGGCACCUGGCGGGGGGAAUGAACCACCAGAACGGCGUUCCUCACCCGCAGCCCAUCCCCCUGCCGCCUCUGGAGGCUUUGAGGGUGAUGCGGGGUGACGGGGAGGCGGGGGGGCUGCUGGGCGCCGUGUAUCCCUGCGGACACUGCAGGGUGAUCUUCCUGGACUACGUCAUGUUCACCAUCCACAUGGGCUGCCACGGCUUCCGCGACCCGCUGGAGUGCAAUGUUUGCGGCCACCGCAGCCGGGACCGUUACGAGUUCUCUUCCCACAUAGCCCGCGGCGAGCACCGCCUAGAACUGAAGUAGACAUUCACGCUUACACUCACACAAAAACUCAGGCAGUACACACAGUUGUACUCAUAUAAGUAGUAUCAGGGAUGAAAGCAUGAAGUAGCAGCGGUCUCUCUCUGCGUCUUCAGUGUGUGUUUGUAAGGAAGGCGUUAUAAAAGUGAGGCGGGUAUCUGAGUGUUAUUAGUCAUAUUGUACUCAUCUGAAAAGAUGGCCUGUAAAGUGUUGAUGCAGGAGUAAUUCUACUUCUUUUUCAUGCAUAUGUAUAUAUGUAUGUAUAUAGCUUUGUACUUGCUAUGUUUGUAUCACAAAGCCACAUAUUCAGUCAAAUGUUCAACAAAAUAGCAGAAAACAUUUGCUGUGUAUCUACCGCUUUUUUAUCUAAGGUGUAAAGGUGUAAAAACAAACCCUCCCUUGCGAGAGGUUUAGCUUCUCUGAAAAACACUUGCCAAUUCAAGACUGUAGAACAAAAAAAAAGAAGAAGAAGAAAAAAAUCCUAUUAUCUAGAAGGUCACAUGCCUCUUUUUAGGCUGUGGUUUUCAGAGAAGUCAUGGCUUCAAAAGACGCCACUUCACUCUGCACACUGCGCUGGUUUCACACUCCAGAAUAUUAUGCUCACUUACUGUUGCCACAUAUCACUGUAGAAAUGCAUGACCGUUUUUCGGCAGACAUGUAAGUGUAGGUGAGCACAAAAAUGCAAUAUAUUUAGGAAGAACAGAGACAAAUGGGAUGCAAAUAUAAGUAAAGUUCAGGUCAAAGCUGUUAUAUGACAUUAAACCCUCCUACCAACAUGUUUAGCAGACAAAGAAAUAAACUGCUAUAAGAAACAGACAUCAGAGCAAAAAUGUCCUCUUAAAGCCAAACAAAAAGUGUUAUUGCUAGUUUAGGAAACGUAUAAAUAAUUUGCAUAUUGUGUAAAACAGAAAUGUGGUUUGAUUUUAAAACUUAUUUAUCGUCCUUUGAGUCUGGCACCAUUUUCAGUAAUUUCAAGCCAACAUAACUUGUCUUGUGAUCUCAAAGUUUUUCCAAAUCUGGCCAAUCUUUAUCUUUGAUAUCAUCCACAUUGUAACAAUUUAUGGUAGGUUUAUUAAAGCCAAACACAUCUUGGAGUUCUGAGAAACAGAACUAACCUCGUCAGAUCUUUCUCCUUCCAUACUCCUCCUUCUCGCCCACUUUGUCUGCAGCAUCAGACAUGGUGGUACUUUUUCUCACACUCACAAUAUAUCCUGAUCUCACUCUGAAAACAUAUUAAUCAGAUGCGUAACCCUUUUUAAUAGAACAUAAGCAUGUAAUUUGAGUGCCAGAAAAUUUUGUAUUAAUUUAUGGAUUGUAUUUUGCUCCAUUGUUGGAUGUACAGGUUUAAGGUUGUCAGCAGAGUGAAUCUGUAUGUCUCCUUAGAAAUGAGUUACCUUGCUGUACCUGAGAGUGUGUAAAACCUUAAAUUAGAACUGAACUCAACAAGUAGUUCAAUCUUAUUGCUGCACAGGCAGAAUUGGGUGCUUGUGACACUGAUACAUUUAAAAUGCACAAAUUAAAGCAGAAACAGAGAAGAAUGAUAUGAAGUCAUUAGGAACACCACGACUGACUUGGAAAUUGUACAUUCUGGGGACUGUCUCUCUUAAUUUCUUAACAGGAAUUAGAGCUCACUGUUUCUUCCUCUUAUGCUGUGAAUAGAAACGUCAGUGGACCUCUUUUCACACCAGCAUCCACCUGCUGGAAGAAGUUUCAAACUGCAUAACAGUGGAUUUUUAUGCUGUAGGAAAUUGUUUGUUAAACCCAAAACCCGCCAGCAGCUUUGAAAGGCAUGUUGUCUUCUUAAAAAAAUCGCUACAAUUACACCACCUAUUAGAGCCAGAAACUCUAAAGACAGAAAGAAUCUGCGGAUUUUCCACUUUUCUACGGUCCUUGAAAUACUCAUCUGUGAUGUGCGCUUCCAUCAGAAACCUUGUGUUGAAAAUUGUAAAAAUCUAAGCUUAAAAUCGUGAUAUUUCAUCAAAAUCACUUCAUUUUUCAUGUCUCAUCUAAACAUUCACUAAAAAUCAUCUAUAGUAUGUAGAGCUACUAUUUCUCUAGUAUUUGUAACACCUGUGGGCAAUUGGAAAAAUGUUGUAUAUUGAUUCUUUUUUUUUUUAUUUUUGUAAAAUAAAUAGUUCAAACAAAUCAGUUUUUUGUAUAACUUAUGGCAUUUUAACUGUGUUGUACUGCUUUUUUCCCCAUUUUUGACACAGUUUUUUUAUGAUUUAUGCCAUUUCAACUGGGUCAGGCUGCUCAGAAGACUUUUCUGAGCUCUUUCUCCUUGCAGUCAACAGCACAACUGUACAGUGAAAAAUUAGCCCACAGUGAGUAAAAAUGUUAGAAGAGCAAAGAAAGAAACACCUACUUGGGGUGCGAAGGGUUAAAAAUAAAGUGCAGGAUGACUGUCAGGUGAAAUGAACAAUGGCUUGAUGUCAUCAUUAUUUCUCUAGCUGGAAAACAGAAGAAUGAGAGAUUAUGCAAAAUGGUUUUGAUCAGUAGUUUCACUCCUCCCACCUAACUUUCACAUCACCCAUAGAAUGGAUCGUAAUAGAUUCUGCAUACCAGUAAAAAUCCAGAUAUGGGAAUUUAUCUGUGUGACGGAGAAAUCAAGGGUUUGUGGGAAUUUCUGAACUCUGCCGACGGCUAAAUCUGCCUCCUCUGAGCGCAUCGGGGGAAGUUUUGCUGUGAAGUUUUCUGACUAGCUGCUCAGUUAGUUAUUAUGAGUGGAUGCGCUUCGCCCACAGUGCAGGGACGAUGGUUACGCGCUGCUGCCUUCACACAGAGGAGGGUGUUUCAGCUCCAUCCAGCUGCCACCACGCUAUCGGUCCUCUCCAUCAGCCCCAGUUCCCUUUUCUGUCUCUUUGGGUUUGAACAGAAGUGACACUUGUUAGGCAAACUGUCAUCGCAGCUUCAUGUGUGAAGUUAAAAAGCCCAGUCAUCCAUCUCAAGUGUGCUUCUUCUUUUUCCAACUUUAAGAGCAGCUUGAUGAUUUCAAGUAAAACUUUUAGCUGAAAUCGAAGUCGGUGAUAAAAAUGCUGAGGAUAUUCUCUGAUUUGUCACUUCUGAGCUCAAGAGAAACUUGCAGAGGAGUCGUAAUUGGGACUAGAAAGAUGUUUCUGAAGUCCUGUUUCCAUCAAAAACAAAACACCCUCCCAGACAGUUUACUCAGUCAGACUAGACAGGAGUCAUAAAGUGUCUGUGACGCAAGUCCAGUCAGAAUGAGAUGCUUCUGGUGACAUCUGCUGACUGAACAACAGUCUACAUGACAGCCAGACAUCAGAAUGAAAUCUGUAGUGAUGUAAUUUAACUGGAAAGAAUCAAUAAAGUUUGAGCUGGAGUCAUAAAACCAGCAUCAGGGACACAAACUGGAUUUAAAUGCCAUGUUUUACUGCAUCUAGAGAUGAUUUAAUGUACAAAAAAAGAUAUUUGUGGAUAGAUGACAUGAAGCAUAGAGCUUCCUUAGUUUAUUACUUCCAGAAAAGAUAUUUUUUGCUGUUGUUGUUGUUGUUGUUGUUGAUGAUUUAAUUAUUGGCAUCAAAGGUUUUCCAGAAGGAAUUUCUCUUUUUAUUGUUCCAGAAAUCAGAAAAUACUGUCAGCAGCCAGAAAACAAAAUGAACUUUCAUCAUGUUUUUAGGAAUAAAAUAUUCUAUAAAUGAAGGUGUGAACGAUAUAUGAACAAACCACCCUUCAGAAUAUAAACAAGAAUAAAACUAUGAAGUUUGGUGAAGAUUUCUGACUCAGAAGAAAAACAAAACUGAGAAAAUAACAUUUAACUUUUAAGUGACCAUGAUGCUUCAGCAACAAACACUAUAGAGUGGGGUAAUUUAUGUUUCAUUAUAUUUGAUGAAAGAAUACUUACCUAUACUGCUUAUUUUGUCUGUGGCAAUUCUUAUGUAAAUAAUUUAUGGUUUCUCAGAUCUUCAUCUCUGUCAGCAGUAAAUCUUCAUUUCUCUCGUAGCCAUUAAUCACAACAAAAACAUUAAAGUGUCGUGGUUAGGAAUGGAAAAAUAAUAUUUCUGUUGUCAUAACUGACUCCAUUCUCCUUACUACGGUAACUGACCCAUUCAUGUAAAAAUACUGUGAGACUUUCCACAAGUAGACAAAAAACUUCAUGGUAGGAAACAUUUUUCAUAUUUGAAACAUCACAGUAUGAAUAAAGAAAUAUUACAUAUUGUAAAAAUUACAUACUUUUAUAUUUAGAAAUCAAAAUCUAUGGGUAAAAAAUUUAAAUACCAGCAUGAAACUUCGCCAAUCAAUGACUUAGAGUAAGACAGUUAUUUUUUGUUCUACAAGUUUUAUGACAUUGUUUGUCUAAAUAUUCAAAUAAAGUUUUAUCACUAUCAAAUGUCAAUAUCAAAUGCACUGACUUAUAUAAAUACCCAGUAGAUUUAAGUGUAGUAAAAUGAAAACCUAAAUGUGUAUUUUGCAGGAGCCUGUCCAAUUAUUGGAUCUGAUAUUCAGUAUUUUUGCAAAUAUGAUAUCUAUUUUUAAAAACAAACGAUUCCCAAUGAAAUAGAUUUUAAAAUGUAAGAUUUUAAAAGUGAUGCAGCUCCUUUUCUCUGUCUAGUGUCAUUUACAGCUACAGUAAUGAUUAAUUACAUCGACAAUUACACAAAUUCUCAAUAUUCUCAAUAUUUUUGAGAGAAAAACAUCUAAAUUCUCUGACUGCAGCUUCUUAAAUGUAUUUUUUUUCUCGUCUGUGACAGUAUAUCCUCUGUGAAUAUUUAUGGCUUGUGGACAGAAAAACAAACACUGAUAAUCAGUUUCACCAGCAAAUUAAUGCAGUAUAACAUUAUUAAUUUUACAUAAAGUCAGCGAGUGUUCCAGCAAACUAAUAAAGAAA